Molecule: messenger RNA, 5171 nt
Organism: Mytilus californianus (California mussel)
Lineage: Eukaryota; Metazoa; Mollusca; Bivalvia; Mytilida; Mytilidae
Exons: 7
Coding region: 78-1997 (639 amino acids)
Biological process (GO): regulation of apoptotic process
Molecular function (GO): protein binding
Source: RefSeq, a predicted model, not a curated record
GAAACUAUCAACGGACUUGCGCAAUGACGGCUUAGACAUUUUUUCAUAAACUAGGACUAAAUCUAAACUCUUUCGAAAUGUCACAGGAGGAAGCCAACUCCUUCAGGAAUGAUGAAUUUCACAUACCAACCAUACCUAGUGAAGACUGGGAGAUGAAUGUAUUCCUGAAUGAGUUGGCUGACGAUCUGACUAAGGAAGAUCUAAAAAAGAUGAAAUACUUACUUACAGGAUUAAACGGAACUGGAAAAAGAGUACUUGAAGUAAUAAACGAUGGUCUUGAUCUUUUUGAACAUCUGAAGCAAAAACAAAUUCUUACCAGAGACAAUGUUGUCUGUCUGCAGGCAAUGUUGUGGCACACCAAGCGAAAGGACUUACACAAUAAGUUUGUUCAAUUUGCAAGGAAAAGAGGCAACGUUGUUCACUUUUAUGCCCCGAAUGACAAGCCAGAGAAUGGUUAUGAGUAUGUGAAAUUUCAUAUAGGUGGCAAAGAAAAAUUAGACCGAAACAAACUCGAGGAACUUCGAAUGCUUGUUAGUCGUGUUAUUUGUGUGCCACUAGAUUUUAUCAUUGUCAGUGGAAUAGAAGCAACAAACAGCAUUCUAAUUACGUUCAUGGUUCCAGAGGGAUACGCAACUAUUCUGGCUGAUCUAACGGAUAAAGAAAAAGAAUAUUUAGGUUGUAAAGGGGUUGAUGCAAUAUGGUACGAUGGAUGUCUAAUUAAUUGCAUAGACGUUAAGUGUCCCGAUGAGAAUGAGGAAAUUGACAAAGACGCAGAGGUAAAAAUUCUUCUGGACCAGAAAUCCAAACUCGAUAAAAAUGUUGAAGACCUGCAAAUUGAGGUAUUAAAACUUCAACAAAAGCUAAGAGGGAGUCAGAAAAGGGAAGACGACAUGCAGAAAAAUGCUCAGAACAGAAUAGCAACCAUUGCCGGUGUUCUUGUCCAACAAUUCGUUGGUGCCAUGCAUACUCCGGAGAAGAUGUCGCUCGAAAGUAUCGCUUUGAAGAAUGCAGUUAAACAAAUGAGACAUACCCUGAAAAAAAUGGAAGGUUUAGGAUAUGACACAGAAUUAAUUCAAUACUUGCUUGAUGCCAAUACAAUAGUUACGAGAACAAAGAUUGGAUCUGAUGAUGCAUUAGUUUCAACAAUUCAACAACAUGAAAUCACAAGACUCCAACACGAUUUGUGUGUUCUACAGUACGAACGCGAUAAACUUGCAUAUCUAUUAGAAGUUGGAAUUUCCGAACCCGUACUGACAAGAAAUGAGAGAUACCUUCUACAUUUCCUUACUUCGUUAUUCCCAAUGCAGGUUACGGAAACAGUGAAAGUUUCUGUCUCACAAACUAAAGAAAUGAAUAUUGACAUCUUGCAAAAUAUUCUGACUGGAAUUUUCAAGACAUGGCAAGAAACCCUUAGCAAAGAGGAGAAACUAAUCCUUUUUAACAAAUUCCUUCCAACCAGUGAAAGUAGAAAGGCUUUUAAAGAAUCGAAGCUUUUACUUUUAGAAUACUUGUGGCUCAAUUAUGCAAAAUCCAAUGGGCUCCAGUCUGCAAACUUUCAUUUGUGGAUGGUAAAUAUACUAGCAACUAUCAAAAGAAUGGAUCUCUGUGAAAGCUGGGCUUCAAAAGCGUCUGUUUUCAUAAAGGCGUUUACAAACGGAGAAAACCAAGAGGAUGAUGAUGUCACGUCCUUAAAUUCCACAUCAACAGUAGAAAAGAAGAGUUUUAAGAAGUCCCAACAUUCAAGCAAUGGGAAAAAGGGCAAACCAAACAAGCAAUCUGCAACACUCCCCAUAGAAGCACAGCCAAAUCGUUCAACAUUAGAAGAAUUUAAUGAAAGACUACAAAAUAUAGAAGAAAUAAUGGAUAGGAACACUAAGAUAACAGAAACCUUUGUGUUUAGUAAAUGGGACAAAAAUAGAAGCUUUGGGGGACAUGUAGCAGACAAUUCAUAUGAUAUGUCAAAGUUAUUUAACAGCAAACUUUUUAACAAAAUUUAACUCUGGUAUAUAAAUAUCUCUGAUUUGUACCAAACGUUUGAACUAUUUUUCAAAUUGAAGAAUCUUGAUUAAAUUGUUGUAAAUUUAAAGAUUGCAUGAGAUCAAUAUAUCCUACAUUUUAUAGAGAAUUUUGCCUUUUUCAACCUACUGCAUGUAUAAUGGGCAGUUGAUUCAUGUCCACCAAGGUCCCAUCAUAUCACAUAUUUAAAAAUACAAAUAAAACAGACUGGAAUAAUUACAUGGUUAACUACUUCAUUGUAAUUUCAAACUUUAUCAACAAAAUGUUAGUUAAAAAAAAAACAGUAAGUUAAAUCAAAAUGAUGGACAAGAUCAAACACAAGUCUUGACUAUCAUAUGCCAAUAUAGUAUUAUAUGGGCUAGAAAGGCAAAAUCAACUCAAACUGUAGUCACUAUUAGCCACAAUCAAUUUGAAAUCUUUAGAAACUCUUUUUAGUUUAAACUUACCAUUUACUGUAUCUGAAGAUACAACAUUAGAAUAAUACACUAUAUGAAAACAUUUGUUUAUUAGUCACAGAUAAGAUACAACAAAGUUUUAUUCAACAUAGCUUAAAUAAACAACAAUAUGUAUUGGUAAGUUUGAAUUUACAGCCAGACACAGAUCAAAGAUCUCAAGGGUAGAAUAAAAAAUAGUCAUACAUAACUUUUCGUAUAAUGUAUUUUUUUCAUUUGAAAAUUCUUUUGCUCUCGUACAUGAUUGAAAUUCAUAAGUUCUACUCAUUAAUUUGUUGUGUGUUCAAAUACAAUGUAGAAGUACAAUUAAAUUACUUCAAUGUUUUCACAGCUAUAAUGUAGAAGUACAUUUUAAUUACUUCAAUGUUUUCAUAGCUACAAUGUAGAAGUACAUUUUAAUUACUUCAAUGUUUUCAAUGCUACAAUGUAGAAGUACAUUUCAAUUACUUCAAUAUUUUAAAUGCUACAAUGUAGAAGUACAAUUAAAUUACUUCAAUAUUUUCAAAGCUUUAAUGUAGAAGUCUAUUUCAAUUACUUCAGUGUUAUCAUAGCUACAAUGUAGAAAUACAUUUCACUCACUUCAAUGUUUUCAUAGCUACAAUGUAGAAGUACAUUUCAAUUACUUCAAUGUUUUCAAUGCUACAAUGUAGAAGUACAAUUAAAUUACUUCAAUGUUUUCAAUGCUACAAUGUAGAAGUACAAUUAAAUUACUUCAAUGUUUUCAAUGCUACAAUGUAGAAGUACAAUUAAAUUACUUCAAUAUUUUCAUAGCUACAAUGUAGAAAUACAUUUCAAAUACUUCAAUGUUUUCAUAGCUUUAAUGUAGAAGUACAUUUCAAUUACUUCAGUGUUAUCAUAGCUUUAAUGUAGAAGUCUAUUUCAAUUACUUCAUUGUUAUCAAAGCUUCAAUGUUUUCAAUGCUACAAUGUAGAUGUCUAUUUCAAUUACUUCAAUGUUUUCAAUGCUACAAUGUAGAAGUACAUUUCAAUAACUUCAAUGUUUUCAAUGCUACAAUGUAGGAAGUCUAUUUCAAUUACUUCAAUGUUUUCAAUAUUACAAUGUAUAAGUACAUUUCAAUUACUUAAAUAUCUUCAAUACUACUUUGUCAUCGGUCUACUAUGGUUUAAUUUUAUGAAUGUCAACCAUUUAUAACAAAACCUCGACAAAAAAUGAUUUAUUUCAUAAAAGUUUAACAAUUAUGAAUGUAUGAAUUGAAAUAAAAAUUUACAAUUAAUUAAAAAGAAUAUCUAUUUAUCACAGAAAGAUAAUUUUUGAAACAACUGUUUGUGAUAAAACAAAAAAAUUUUGAUAGUUUUUAAACAGUAAUAAUAAAUCAAUUUAUAUUAUAUUCAAACUGUAUUUAAAAUUUAUAAUGCAUAGUCAUACUUUUUUAUAUGAUAACAGUGAAAGUCAAAAUGUUUGUUUUAAAGAAUAAUUCUUGUAAUGUUGUGUUGGAAACACGAUUGAUUUUUUUUUAAAAAGGUACAAUGAAUAAUUUUGAUCAGUUGUAAAACUUUUAGGAAACUAAUUACAUGUAAAAGACAUGUUUUUGUAGAUCUUUAAAGUGCAAGCUCACAAGGUAUCUGUGUGUAAGAAGACAUGUCGCACUACUCACGAAUUAAGACAAAUUAUUCUGCCUCCCAGCAAAAUAGUCUUUGCCCUUACUCAAAUGUCAAUCAUUUGGUUUGAUACAGAAGGAAUGCAAACAUUAGACCUCCCACACUACCAGGAGAUUACAGAGUCACUGCAUCAAUUAGUUUAUACCUUCAGUUUUACAACAAUACAGUUUUACUAUUUUUAAAUGUUAAAAUAUUAUUGAUCAUAAACUUCAACCAAAUUAACAUUCUAAAUAUUAACUAAGAAACUACCAGAGGUUUUAUGAUAGCAAGCUUGCCAUUAUUGUAGGGGGUCCUGGUUAAGAUCCCCAGAUGAGUUAUAAUUAAGAGUAAGAGCUAAGAUUGGUCUUAAUAAUAUAAGUUAUAUAGUUUGCUACUGACCCCAAAAGAAUCCAUAGUGUUAGUGAAAUUCAUAGGUCAGUGGUCUGUAGGGGGGUAGUUGCGAACCGUAUAACAAAUUUAUUGCACACAGGACCUUUUUUGCUGCGUUUUGUAGAAAAAUAAACAAUGAAACACAACAACAUUAAUAGAUGACAUCAUCAUUAACAGGUAGACAUGACGACAUGAACCCCAUAUGAAAUUUACCAAAUCCCCUCGUGGAUCACCAAGUGAAGGCAUUAAAACCAUCACAACGUCAUCAUUUACCCAUAGUGCGAUAAUGCGAUACUGUAUGUGAGUAGGAUCUGUCUUUCUGUUGACUGUUAUCUAGUAAGCUAGCUUUUUCAGUUUAUAUUUUGUUUGUGUCGUAUUAACAUAUCAUUGUUUUAAACAUGCAUGUAAUAUUUGCCCCUGAACAUUGAGUAACCAUUCAUCAUUCAAACAAGAAUUUAUGAAUUAAGUAAAGGAAUUACUCUAUCAACAAAGUGGUUAAAAAUGAGGUGUAAAAACUUCAUUCUAUUUUAUUAAGGUUAAUAGGGAUGCAAAUGUAUGAUCAUCUGAUAUAUAACAUUUAAGGUCAAUGUUAUUGAACACUCCUGAAUCAAUUUUGUACAACAGAUGAUCUUAAUAUCUAUGUAUGUCUCAGGUUGCCUAAAAUGGAAAUGAAAACAAUGGUCAAUCUAAAUAAAAGUUUUUAUACAUCAGAAAA